This is a messenger RNA of Verruconis gallopava, 1545 nucleotides long. RefSeq names its product ribokinase. Bases 142 to 1119 code for a protein of 325 amino acids. Gene Ontology annotation, biological process: D-ribose metabolic process. NCBI's taxonomy places the organism in Eukaryota, Fungi, Ascomycota, Dothideomycetes, Venturiales, Sympoventuriaceae. The record is from RefSeq and is a predicted model, not a curated record. Gene Ontology annotation, molecular function: ribokinase activity. The transcript has 2 exons.
CAAUUUUCAUUUGUUCUUCCUUGUCUUUUCCUCUCUCUGUUCCAUGAAAGCACGCACCAAAUCAGACACCUUUGAUGUCGCUCAUUUGAUCCCUUUAGCGCCAAAUUGUAGUUUCUCAGAGCGAUCUGAUUCAGCGACAGCAUGGCGGUUAUCACGGUCUUGGGAAGCUUGAACGUGGACAUGGUCACCGUCACACCCCGCGUACCAGAAGGCGGGGAGACUUUGCAGGCAAAGUCGUUUGAAACGGGAUGGGGAGGGAAAGGAGCUAAUCAGGCCGUCGCAGCAGCCCGAACGUCGCGGCGCAAAACAGGCCCAUUGGACUCCCAUGUCGUUGUUCGAAUGGUUGGCGCUGUUGGCGACGAUGUCUUUGGGCCUCAGAUGAUCAAGAGCAUGGCACGCGAUGGUAUCGAUAUGUCGGGUGUGCGGACUCUUUCAGACCACAAGACCGGAACCGCAGUGAUCCUAGUCGAACAGAGUACCGGCCAGAACCGCAUCCUGUUCACCGCGGGCGCCAACUUUGGCAUCAGCACCGAGAUGGAGCUUGUGAAAGGCCAUGACUUUGGCCACGUUGCUAUAUUUCAGUUGGAGACGCCGCGAGACGUGGUGUUUCACAACAUCAAGCUGGCACGGGCAAAGGGAGCUCAAGUCAUCCUCAAUCCCGCCCCAGCACAGGAGCUCCCAGAUGACAUCUUCCCUGAGCUGGCAUACCUCGUCGUGAAUGAAACCGAGGCCGCGAUAGUUUCCGGCCAACCGUCGGACGCGGUCUCAUCUUCUUCUGACUUGGAUGCUCUCGCGGCGAAAUUCAUCGGGAAAGGCGUAAAAAACGUAAUCGUAACUCUCGGUUCCGAGGGCGUUUAUUAUCAAACUGCCACGGCAGCCUCCCACAAACAGCCCGGCAAACGACUGCCAGCCGUAAAGGCCACCGUUGUUGACACAACCGCUGCCGGCGACACCUUUGUGGGUGCAUUCGCGGUCAAACUUGCCGAAGCCGCACGCGAGAACGUAGGAGACGAAGCCGACGUGUUAGACGACGCGAUCGCCUUCGCAAUCCGGGCGGCGGGUAAAACCGUCGAAAAGGCGGGCGCUCAGAGCUCCAUUCCCUGGCUUGACGAACUGUAAAUGAAUCUGACGAUUCUCAUCCGUCGGACUCCAGUCACGAAUCCGUUGCUAGAGGAUGACGUUAGGAUGGACGGAUACGAGCCUCAGAUGCGAAUCCGCUAUACCUAGUGCACACAAAACCGUUGCUGUAUCCUCGUUAGCGGUGUCAAGAAGGCCAAACCGUGCAGGCACCGCAGGUUAGCCAACCACGUUACGCAUCUGCCAGGCUUCGGGAAGACACGAAGACGAGUAAAGAAAAGAGAAUAGUUGCCCUGAUCUCAAGAACCUCCCACGCAGAUAUUUCUUAACCCCCCUCCCCUUCCCACCCAAGCUAGCCCUGUGCCUGUGCGGCCGGCCGAACCCGUGCUCAAAGGUGCAUGUUUUUGAAUCGGACGUCAAAGCGGUGGAGAGCUAAAUAAGAGCGUGCCUCCUCCUCCUCCUCCUCCU